CACAAAAACAAAACCAAACCAUGGAUGAGGAAGGAUCAAGGGGAAAAACCAAGGACGACGGCGGAGAUGUCCGUUACCGGGGGGUUCGGCGGCGGCCCUGGGGGAAGUUCGCGGCGGAGAUUCGAGACUCCACCCGGCAAGGCCAGAGGGUGUGGCUCGGAACUUUCAACACGGCGGAGGAAGCAGCCAGAGCCUAUGAUAGAUCUGCUUAUGCCAUGAGAGGUCCAUUUGCAAUCCUGAACUUCCCUGAGGAGUACCCUAUGACUGCUGGUGGUGCCACUAAUGCCGCCACCCAUUCCUCCGUCGCUUCAUCCUCCUCAUCCUCUUCUUCUAGGCAUGCAAAUGCGGAACCCAGAGCAAGAAGUGACCAAGGAACACAGGUGUUUGAGUUCGAGUACUUAGACGACAAAUUGUUGGAGGAGCUUCUAGACUUUGAGGACAAAAAGAAAAGGGGCCCCUGAAAACAAACACCCACCAUAUAUAUAUACUACUGUAUCAAACCAUGUCAUUUCAUAAUUUCUGUGUGCGUUCAUGUUAACGAUAAUGCUUCCAACCAUAGUAUCAUUUUCUCUGUCAUCAACUUAGCAUUCCUACGAUAAUGUUUUUGGAGACAAUGCUAUGUCUAAUGUUUAGUAAGAGGUAUCAUAUGGAGAUAUAGUAUAUCCAUUCCCCCAUCAAGUUCCUCAAUGAUGCUUAAUUACACACAUCUAUAAGCACAAAAAAUAAUUUAACCCUUGUUUCUUACGUAUGC
Vigna unguiculata (cowpea) is the source of this 751-nucleotide messenger RNA. Its product is annotated as ethylene-responsive transcription factor ERF096-like. Gene Ontology annotation, biological process: regulation of DNA-templated transcription; ethylene-activated signaling pathway. The record is from RefSeq and is a predicted model, not a curated record. Gene Ontology annotation, molecular function: DNA binding; DNA-binding transcription factor activity. Lineage: Eukaryota; Viridiplantae; Streptophyta; Magnoliopsida; Fabales; Fabaceae.